Messenger RNA from Linum trigynum, 4128 nucleotides. Lineage: Eukaryota; Viridiplantae; Streptophyta; Magnoliopsida; Malpighiales; Linaceae. The record is from the annotation of a GenBank genome assembly.
UAUUUUUAUGUUCCCCUAACUAGUUUAUUGGUUCAUAUCAGUGUUAGAACUUUUUUUUUUAGGGAAAAAAAAAAGUUCUAACACUGAUUCUAAAGAUUAUUGGGACCAUAAAAUUACAUGUUAGAUUCUAAAGAUUAUUCAAUUGGCUUAGUGGACAUUAUUAUUUAGAUAUCAAAGUUUGUCUAAAGUCAUGUACAGUUUCGCUUAUUUAAACCAUCAUUAAUUGGACUAAUAAUAGCCAUCAUCCACACAAACAAAGGAAAGAAACAAACUGAUCAAAAAAAGAAGGAAAAAACUGUCUACAGAUCUCGUGAUUAAUUUGUAUUCUCAGUCGGCGGCGGCGGAGUCAAGCACCGGCGACAACACCAUGGAGCCGACGAUCAUCUCUCGUCCACUGGCAAACUUCUCUCCGUCUGUAUGGGGUUCCAGAUUUGCUUCGCUUUCUUCAUCUCCCACGGUAAGAUCGCCGGCCGGCCGGCCACAUCAUCUUCUAAACAUUUUGUUACGUUGCUGCAUGCAUGCAUGCAUGUAUUAAUGAUGUAUGCGUGGGAUCGGGGGCCAGGAAAUGGAAUUCUACCGGCGACAGGUGGAGCGGGCGAAGGCGACGGUGGAGAAGAUGCUGGCGGCUUCAGCAGCCGACGGGCCGUUUCGAAACGUGGAGCUCAUCAACUUGCUGGAGCGGCUUGGCGUGUCGUACCAUUUUGAAGCUCAGAUCGAAGACCAACUGAGGCUCAUAUUCGAGCAAUCUCUCUCCGAUGUUACGGAGAGAGAUGACGGUGACGGCCUCUACUCCGUUUCGCUGGCGUUUCGAGUACUACGCCAGCAUGGAUACAGAGUUCCUUGUGAUGUGUUCCACAAAUUCAAGGACGUAAAGACAGGAGAGUUCAAGGAAUGUCUGAGGCGCGACGUGAGAGGGAUUCUGAGCCUGUACGAGGCCUCCCACUUGAGGCUUCAUGGAGAGCCAAUUCUAGAGGAAGCCCUUUCCUUCUCUAGGCAGCAGCUGAAAGAGUACUCAGGCACCAAUGUUAUAGAGCCUCAUUUGGCAGCACACAUUGAAAACGCACUGAUUUGCCCCUUACACAAGAGCGCUCGGAGGAUAGAUUCAUGGAGAUUCAUCUCUUUCUACGCCGAAGAAGAAUCGAGAGACGAAACCCUCCUCAGAUUCGCCAAGCUCGACUUCAACUUCGUGCAGCUGAUGCACCAAAACGAGCUGGCCUUUGUCUCCAGGUGGUGGAGGGACACAGGCCUUCAAGAGAAGCUUCUUUAUGCAAGAGACAGAAUCGUGGAGCUGUAUUUCUGGGCAACGGGGUCUCAUUACGAGCCACACAAGGUGGUCUCGAGGAUUGCAGCCACCAAAUUUGCCAAAAUGGUGUCGCUGGUCGACGAUACUUACGAUGCCUACGGUACCCCCGACGAGCUCCAGCUCUUUACUAGGGCUUUUGAGAGGUGUGACGACGAGAGUGCGGUUAAGCAGCUUUCGGAUGACAUGCGACUCCUUUUUAGGGCAUUCCUCAAACUUUGUGACGAAAUGGAACAGGAUAUGGAGAAGGAGGGGAGAUGCUACGGCGCACACCACGCCAAGGAUGCUUUCAAGGAAUUGUCGAGGGCAUAUGAUGUAGAGGCAAAAUGGCUGGCGAGUCGCUACACACCAACGGUGAAAGAGUUCAUAGCAAACGGCAUACCUUCAAGCUCUUACGGCGUGAUCUCAGCUGCAUACUUCAUUGGAAUGGGGGAAGCCAUGGGGACCAAAGAGUACGAGUGGCUGAAAACCAACCCGACCAUUGAUACAGCAACAAAGCUCCUCGGCCGUCUUCUCAAUGACAUCAUGAGUCAUGAGGAUGAGCAGAAGAGAGGGCACUGUCCAUCUGCUGUAGAAUGUUACAAGAAGGAGAACCGGGUGUCGGACGAAGAGGCCGUGGAAGCGAUCAAGAAGAUGUGCGAUGAUGCAUGGAAGGACUUGAAUGAGGAGUGCAUGAAACCGACUCCAGUUGGGUUGCCUGUGAUUCAGCACUUUCUGGAUCUCGUUAGAAUCAUCACCUUCAUUUACAUCCGCAACGAUUCGUAUACGCACUCGGGGUCUCUGAAAGAUCACAUCACUUCCAUCUUACUCAACCCCAUUCCUAUCUAGCAGCCCGUGAAUGAAAGGUUGGACAUUGGGUAAGCCAAUGUAUUCAUGCUUUGCUUUGAUCUAUACGGAAUAAAGUGCAUUUGUGCCCAUGGCUUAAGAUUUCGUUUUGGUACCAGAGUUUAAACCAACACACAUACUACUCUAGCUCAGGUUUAAACCAAACCUCCCACAUGGACAUGAAGGAAGAUGUUUUUGCUAAUGGCAUGUGUUGAAGAAAGUUGUUACAAGUGAAGAAGAAUGUAAGUGAAUAGCGAUUUAUAAUUGUACCAACUAGUUAAUCUAGUUAGUCAAUUUGAGACCAAAACCAUCCGAUCUACACAUUGUCCGUCCACUCCUAAUAGGAGGUAUAACUCUUGAUUAUGCAUCUGUCGCAUAACCAGAUCCGACACCUUACACACUACAAGAAACAACGACUUUGGGACGGUAUUCGUCGCAAAUAACCCAAUAAUCCGUCGCGAAAUUUUUUGCUACGGAAUUGUUUCCGUGACGAAAAUAUGGCACUCGUCGGUAAAAACAACAGUGCGUCGCAAAACCAACACCUUUUACGCGACGCUAAAUUUCCGUUGCUAAAGGCCUAUUUAUUUUGUAGUGGAUUUAGAUCUAAAUGGUUUGAUUAACUUACAGCAUUUUUUGUUUUGAUCCCAAUUUUGAACUUUUUUACAUAGAUCAAACAAGUGUAUGGUAGUGCUUAGAAUAUUAUUUCGGAUUCAUCAUUCGUGAGGCGGCUAAAGCUUAGUUGCUAUUAGAAUUAUUAAUUCCCACCGCGGGCAGGAGGAUUCCAAGUACAUAACACAUGCAUUUGUCUUUUCUUUCUUAUCUGCUCUUUUGUCGCUAAUCUUAAUUUAUCCAUACUGCUGUGGUUUCUACUUUCUUUAUGGACAAGGAAUAUAAUACAACUAAUUAUUUGUCAUCAGGGUAAUUUAAUUAGUAGUUUAGCACUGGCGGCUGCUAUAUAUAAAUCAUAUUAAAUAUAAUGCAGCCUGUGAAUCGCAUCUAUCAUCUAAUAAUUCAUUAUAAUUCGACAGGCGGCUAAUAAUUCAUCUAAUAAUUUAUCCUAAAGUACAAAAAAUUGUAAUAGGGAUAGGGGGCAAGGGGGGAAAAAGUAUAAUAUAUAUGGAAGUACUGGGUACCCUUCCAAUUUCCGUGAACUUAAAUGGUUCGUCGAAUCUCGAUGAUAAUUACGUGAAAGCAUAUUGGGCUGUGUACUAAUUACAAUAAUUAAUUAGCUAUGUGUAUCCGUAUUUGUGGAAUCUCGAUAUAAAAAUCUUACAAUUCCAGUUUAUCUGUUGAAAGGAGAAGUGAGGCUAGAAUACCGACAGUUGUUGUUCUUAUUUCUGUUGUACCUGGGGAUGGCAACAAAACCCGAACCCACGGGUACCCAUCCGACCCAACCCGGUCAACACGGGUAAAAUUCGUGUUGACGGGUUUUGGGUCGGGUUUGAGUUUAAACCCGUUCACUAUUCACCGGGUUGGGUUGGGUUUGGGUUUAGGUAAACCCGACCCAUGGGUACCCGCCUACACCCAUAUAAUUAAUUUUCUUGGUAUAUUUAAUAUUCUAAACAACUAAUCUUACUUAUGUAUGUGGAGACAUGUCUAUUUUUUUCUUUCUAAUUGUGUAGAAUGAAGUUGAAGUUAUCUAGUGAUAGUGAAGAAACUUAAUUGAAAGGAAGAAGCUUUCAAUUAAUUAUGUUAUUUAUGGAUAAUUUGUGAUUUGCUUCAAUUUUCUUGAGUUUUCUAGAUUAGUGUUGAACAAUUUGUAUAGUUUAUUUGUGAUUUGCUUGAAUUUUCUAGAAUUGUGUUUUAAAUAUGGAUAAUUUGUAUUGAGAGAUUGAUAUUUGAAUUUAAUUUUGAUAGGAACUUGUUAUUGUAAAUUUUUUACGACAAAAACCCGUGGGUACCCAUAAACCCGCGGAUACCCAGCGGGUUGGGUUGGGUUUGAGAUUUUCAAACCCAGUGGGUUUUACCCCGGGUUUUUUCACGGAUAAACCCAUGGGUUUGGG